AUGAUGUCGAAUCCUCUCAAAAUAAUUAAAAUUCUUUCUCUUUUCAAUCUGUUGAUCAAUCCCCCAAGUCCCGUUGAAUUCUCGUUUAGUGACGAGACUUGUGAGACUUUAUUUCAGGUCUUUAGUACGUCCCCUUGUUACAAGAUCCCGGAUGUUAACUUUUACUUUCAUUUUAUUGACGCAAAGAUGAAAGUAGACGAAAUAUUUAUCGUUUCUGAACGCCUUGUUACCAUCGUUCACAAAUGUUAUACAUUGUCCUGUAAUAACUCUGCAAGAGAUAUUUUUGCCGAGAAAUUAAAGAAAGGAGAACACCAGACACUACCAUACUUUACUGAUGGCAAUACUUGGUUUCAUUUCAUCAAAAGAGAAAAACUCUAUUUUGUUGCCACAACAAAUAAGGACACAUCACCCAUUCUUGUAAUUGAGAUUCUAACAAGGCUUUACCAUGUUAUCAAAGAUUUUUGUGGAGUUGUCUCGGAAGAUUCUCUGCAUGAAAACUUGCUCCUUGUUAUGGAGGUUUUAAAUGAGUUCAUGGAUUUUGGACUUGUUCAGCUGUCCACAACUGAAAAGCUUCAGCCCCAUAUUCAGUCUACACCAGUUCUUACCAGAUUUAACCAGCAACCAAUACAGGACAUCACAUCUAGAGUCUUUGGUAUAGAGAAGAAAAGUCUACCCACCCCAGCUACAGACACACCAGUAAUAAGUUCAUCUGUAAUUAAAGACAAGAGGAAAAAUGAAAUAUUUGUGGACCUCAUAGAAAGGGUAACCGGUGUGAUUAAUGCUGAUGGAAGUAUAAGUCGUCUAGAAGUAAAUGGUGCAAUGAAGGUUAAAAAUUUCUUACAUGGUAGUCCUCAACUCAAGAUCAUCUUGAAUGACAAUGUAAUUGUCCAGAGAAAUUCCAGAAUUAAAGCUUAUGGAGAUAAUGUCCAGCUUGAUACCUGUGUUUUUCACGAAUCUGCAAAGGUAGACAACCCAGACUCACCACAAGUACUGACUGUCUGUCCACACAUCGGAGAGUUUACUCUGAUGUCAUACAGUGUGAGUGGGGAGAGCAGCAUUACCUCCCCUUUUCAUUUUGUCUCCUCUGUCCAACCAAUAGAACAAAGCAGAGACAUGAUGGUGACCUUGAGGAUAAAAAGUAGAUUAGCUGUGCCCUGUGUUAAUGUGCGUCUAAAGUUUGGAGUUCCCCGGUCUGUGUCAAACAUCUCCCAGCACUUGGAUAGCCCUGACCAGUCAGCUGCUUUGGAGAAGAAUGAUGGCACAAUUCUGUGGACCCUGAAAACUCUGGCACCACAAGCCGAGUCAGUAGCCCAAUUCAGGCUGAUAAACCAGUCAGGCCCACUAAACAGGGAAGAUAUGGGACCAGUUCAGAUGAAGUUUGAAAUUUCUGGUUGCUUGUUGUCAGGAAUGAAGAUAAAAACUGUUAAAGUUUUGAAUCAAGAGCAGACAACUCCACAGAAAUGGCUGCGGUACAUCACUGUUAGUGACUCAUUUCUUGUCAAACUUGUAUAGAACUGUGAUAAAAGAAGUUCCUAGCCAGGUUUCUAGUCAAUUGCCGGUAAAUGUAGCAAUGUUAUUAGAGGACUUGUGCAGUAAUGAUUCGUUUAUUUAACUGUUAUUCAUGAACUUGAUGAAGUUUUAAUGAAAAACUUGCUUAUUACUAUCAGCAAGUUCAUGUAUUCCUGCCAAAUUUUGUAACUUCAAUUGAUAAAAUUCAGUAAAACAUGGUGACUAUGAACAUGCAUUGCCAAAAUGAAUUAAAGCUUACAGCAAAGUCACUUUCAUUCUUUAAAGUCUUUAAACAUAUUUUUAAGAACUACAUGCAAAUGAUCAUAAGAAGCUAUGUUUAUAGUGAAUAAAAAAAUGUUUGUCAA
Messenger RNA from Magallana angulata, 1874 nucleotides. RefSeq lists its product as uncharacterized. Gene Ontology annotation, cellular component: clathrin adaptor complex; trans-Golgi network; cytoplasmic vesicle. Bases 1 to 1512 code for a protein of 503 amino acids. NCBI's taxonomy places the organism in Eukaryota, Metazoa, Mollusca, Bivalvia, Ostreida, Ostreidae. Gene Ontology annotation, biological process: Golgi to lysosome transport; protein targeting. The transcript has 14 exons. The record is from RefSeq and is a predicted model, not a curated record.